Messenger RNA from Oenanthe melanoleuca, 1737 nucleotides. RefSeq names its product G protein-coupled receptor kinase 1 (gene GRK1). The record is from RefSeq and is a predicted model, not a curated record. Gene Ontology annotation, molecular function: rhodopsin kinase activity; ATP binding. Gene Ontology annotation, biological process: visual perception; regulation of opsin-mediated signaling pathway; protein phosphorylation. NCBI's taxonomy places the organism in Eukaryota, Metazoa, Chordata, Aves, Passeriformes, Muscicapidae. The coding region runs from base 1 to 1737 and encodes 578 amino acids. Gene Ontology annotation, cellular component: cytoplasm. The transcript has 8 exons.
AUGGACAUCGGCGGCCUGGAGACCGUGGUGGCCAACUCGGCCUACGUGUCGGCGCGCGGCGGCCCCGGCGGCGGCGGCGGCCGCGACCGGCGCUCCAAGGCGCGGCUGCGCCUGCCCCACAUCUCCCAGUGCGAGGCCCUGCGCGCCCAGCUGGGCGGGGCGCCCUCCGCCCAAAACGGGGCCCCGCCCGGCCACGCCCAAGAUGGCGGCCAGGACACCUCCUUCCGGUGGCAGUGCGUGGAGCAGCCCAUCGGGAAGCUGCUGUUCCGGCGCUUCCUGGAGGGGGCGCCGCAGUUCGCGGCGGCCGGGGCGCUGUGGGCCGAGAUCGAGGCCUACGAGCAGUGCGAGGACGCGGAGAGGGAGGGCCUGGCCAAGCGGCUGCGCGGCCGGUUCUUCACGCCGGGAGGGUCCGAGCACUGCGGCUUCCUCAGCGCGGCGGCCACGGCGCCGCCCGCAGGCCCCGCCCUGCCGGGCGACGCCUUCGCGGCGGCGCGGCGCGAGCUGCUGGCGCACCUGGAGGCGGCGGCCUGGGCGCCGUACCGCGCCUCGCCCGAGUUCGGCCGCUUCGUGCAGUUCAAGUGGCUCGAGGGCCAGGCCGUGGGCGCCGACGCCUUCGCCGAGUUCCGCGUGCUGGGCAAGGGCGGCUUCGGCGAGGUGUGCGCCUGCCAGCGCCGCGCCACCGGCAAGAUGUACGCCAACAAGCGCCUCAACAAGAAGCGCCUCAAGAAGCGCAACGGAUACGAGGCGGCGCUGGUGGAGAAGCGGAUCCUGGCGCGCGUCCACAGCCGCUUCAUCGUGUCCCUGGCCUGCGCCUUCCAGACCAAGACCGACCUCUGCCUCGUCAUGACCAUCAUGAACGGCGGCGACCUGCGGUACCACAUCUACAACGUGGACGAGGACAACCCGGGGUUCGCGGAGCCGCGGGCGGUUUUCUACACGGCGCAGAUCCUGCUGGGGCUGGAGCACCUGCACCAGCACCGCAUCGUGUACCGCGACCUGAAACCCGAGAACGUGCUGCUGGACGACGCGGGCCACGUCCGUCUGUCCGACAUGGGCUUGGCCGUGGAGCUCAAGGACGGAGAGGACAAAACGCGCGGCUACGCCGGGACCCCAGGGUUCAUGGCCCCCGAGCUGCUCAAGAACGAGGAUUACGAUUUCUCCGUCGAUUAUUUCACGCUGGGGGUGACGGUUUACGAGAUGCUGGAGGCCAAGGGUCCCUUCCGCCGGCGGGGGGAGAAGGUGGAGAACAAGGAGGUGACGCGGCGCAUCCUGCACGACGCCGUGUCCUACUCGGACAAGUUCAGCGCGGCGGCGCGCGCCGCCUGCGAGGGGCUGCUGGCCAAGGACCCCCAGCGGCGCCUCGGCUUCCGCGGCGGCGACUGCGCCCAGCUCAAAGCGCAGCCCUUCUUCCAGGGCAUCAACUGGGGCCGCCUGGAGGCCGGCCUGGUGCCGCCGCCGUUCGUGCCGGACCCGCGCGUGGUUUACGCCAAGGAUUUGGGGGAGGUGGGCGCCUUCUCGACGGUGAAGGGCGUGGAGCUGGACGGGGGGGACGCGGCGCUGUGCGACGCCUUCGCCUCGGGCACGGUGCCCAUCCCCUGGCAGGAGGAGCUGAUCGAGACCGGCGUCUUCGAGGAGCUCAACGUCUGGGGGGCGCCGGGGACGCUGCCCCCCGACCUGGACCCCAGCGCGGCCGGGGGGGCGGCGGGAGGGAAAUCCUCCACCUGUAGGUUGUUGUGA